This is a messenger RNA of Ambispora gerdemannii, 387 nucleotides long. The record is from the annotation of a GenBank genome assembly. NCBI's taxonomy places the organism in Eukaryota, Fungi, Glomeromycota, Glomeromycetes, Archaeosporales, Ambisporaceae.
AUGAAGACUUCUAACGAAAAUAAAACUAAUAGAAAAGCUUGGACAAACCAAGAAGAUGACCAACUACGACAACUAUUUUCUAUGCAUAAGCGAAAAUGGCGAGUCAUUGCCUGUGCAAUGAAAAGCGGUCGAACUGACAAACAAGUACGGGAUAGAUGGGUCCAUCACCUUGACAGGAAUAUUAACCUGUCGCCCUUAAGUCCCAUAGAAAAAAAAAUAAUCGUCGAAAAAUGUCGUACAAUUGGCCAUAAAUGGGCUGAGAUUGCUAAAUGCUUGCCCGUGAGUGGGCGAACACCGCUGAUGAUCCGCAAUUAUUGGCACAGUCAGAAUCGUCAAGCUUUUCACCGUAUUCGAGAACGUAUGUCUGUAAGUAUUCUGUUAAAUUAG